Messenger RNA from Magallana angulata, 591 nucleotides. Its product is annotated as zinc finger E-box-binding homeobox 1-like. The transcript has 7 exons. The record is from RefSeq and is a predicted model, not a curated record. Bases 1 to 591 code for a protein of 196 amino acids. NCBI's taxonomy places the organism in Eukaryota, Metazoa, Mollusca, Bivalvia, Ostreida, Ostreidae.
AUGUCAGUUCGACCCUCGGAAUCUCUCAGGAAACUGGUGCCUGAAGUCGACAAAAAGGAAAACGCCAGAACAGGCGCCAUUAUAGAACUGGAAAUUCGUCGCCUCAAACUGAAGGCAAACGCCAGAACAGGCGCCAUUAUAGAACUGGAAAUUCGUCGCCUCAAACUGAAGGUGAUAAGGAUAUAUUUCGAUACAGGAAAAGAACAAUCUGAAGGAAAAGAAAAGUCGCAAAAAGCAACGCAGUUAUGUGCGAUUCCGACACAAUACUCAGAAGACGAGUUUGCUGUACAACGGAGGCCUGUCGUACGGUCCUCUUCGUUGCAAUGCCCAGAUUGUCCGAAGUCAUCUAAACGUAAAAACGAGCUUAAAGUUCGCAUCAAGGCGAGACAUGAGAACGUGUCUUUUUCUUGUAGCAAAUGUCAAAAGACAUUUGCUUACAAGACAAAUGCAAUACGACACGAGGCAAAGUGUAACGGGGACGAUCAAAACUCAAGUUUCCAACAGAAAUCGACUUCGGAAAAGAGAGAAAAAAGCACCGAGAGAAGGGGAAAGGAAAUAAAACGCAAAAUUUUCCGGAUGGCCGAUUAUUAA